UCACGAAGGCUGGGACUGUAAUUAAACGUCGAUGGACAGAGCGCGAACACACACACAUACACGCGCACCCACGUAUCCUCAAAUCUAUGUGUGCGUGUCCCCACUCUAACAUGAGGCAUUCAAUAACUGCGGGAUAGACGGAGUCUCUGGGCGGCGUGUUCAUUCACCGGAAAGCCCUGUCUUUUCUUUUCCUCUGCCUUUCUGCUGGACGUCUCUGCGUUUGUACUGGAGGUCUUGCCGUACGUGGAGCUGUUGUCAUUCUCACAGGCCGCGGUUCGGCUCUCGUUGCUGGGAGGAGACCGUUAAGAGACUCCCUGCUAGUACUCUUAGCUGGCUAUGAUGCGUCGCUGCUGCAGGUGUAUUUUCCACACGGCAGGCCACUGUACAGCGAGGCGGGUCUUUGAUUAAUUGUUUACCCCGACUGAUCUGGAGGGUGACUCGGAGAUACACCACACCUUCAAGGAUGGAUGUAGAUUUUUGUGCUGGUGGGGACAGUACCAGGAGAAAAAUGGAUCUGGCUGGGGUUGCAGAAGGCACAAUGGAUGUUACACCAUUGGAGAUGUAUGACUCUUCCAGAGCAAAAAUAGCUGCCAACCUCCGGUGGCUGUUUGCCAAAGCUUAUGGCAUUGACCAUAUUCCAGAGGACCUGAGGGACCCAUUCUACACGGAUCAGUAUGAGCAGGAACACAUAAAGCCGCCUGUCAUCCGCCUUCUGCUGUCAUGUGAGCUUUACUGCCGAGUCUGCACCCUCAUUCUCAAGACGGAGCAGGCAGCGUCUCUACAGUCCCACCUGUCCGUCAUCCAAGCUCUGUCCCGUAAAGGGAUUUAUGUUGUGGACAGUGACGAUACACGUGUCACAGAGGGGGACCUGGCCUGUGUACCCAUCAAAAUGAGUGCUCACAUGCCCAUGAUCGAUGCUCUGAUGAUGGCCUACACAGUGGAGAUGAUCAGUAUCGAGAAAGUGGUGGCAUCCGUCAAACGCUUCUCCACCUUCAGUGCCUCCAAAGAGCUACCCUUUGACCUAGAGGACGCUAUGGUCUUCUGGAUCAACAAGGUGAACAUGAAGAUGAGAGAGAUAGCAGAAAGGGAUCACAAAGUCAAGCACCAUCCUUUGGAGUCCCCCAGCCACCAAAAGUCUCCCUCCAAAUGGUAUUGGAAGCUAGUCCCUGUGAGGUAUCGUCGGGAGCAUGCCUCAGGCCAACAUCUGGCCUUCCCGUUAGUGGAGGACCUGAUGAGGGAUGUUUGUGAUGGAGCUGCACUGCUCACUGUGGUCCACUACUACUGCUCAGACAUCAUGAAGCUGGAGGAUAUUCGCCUGAAGGAAGUCCCCUCUAUUGCUGAUAGCCUGUACAACAUUCAGCUGGUCAGAGAGUUCGCCAAUGAGUAUCUGAAUAAAAGUUUCUACUUGACAACAGAGGACAUGCUUUACUCACCACUCGUGCUAAAGCACAAUGUCAUGGUUUUUAUUGCUGAGCUCUUCUGGUGGUUUGAGACUGUCAAGCCAGAGUUUGUCCAGCCCAGAGAUCUGCAGGAGUUAAAAGAUGCACGAGCUGCAGCUCAGCCCAAGAGUGCACGUCCAUCAGUGCCCAUCUCUAAUGCCACUAAACGCAGCUUCCUGGUUAGUCCUGGUGUGGCCGAUAACCAGAGCAGCCCUGAAGUCUGUAACAGGUACUUCCUGCACCCUGACGACUCUGACCCCCUUAAAGGGGGUCCAACCUUCAGUCCUUCCCACCCACUUCUACCCCUACGACAGAGGCAGCAGAUGCAGCAAGGAGAAGACACUCCAGGUUUGCGAUUUCGUUCAAACUCGUUGACCCAAAUGGAUGGACAACCAAGAGCCUCUGUCGCUGCAUGGCCUGACAAGAGGCAGAGACCGCUGUCCACACUGAGCCCCUUCAUGUUGCAUGCAGCCACAGACAGUGAUGCAGACAUCGCCUCUGGUGACAAUAUUAGUCUGGCUCGGUCCAUAAGUAAGGACAGUCUGGCAUCCAACAUAACCAACAUCACACCCAAACACCAGACUUCUGUCCACCAGCCUUCACAGGAUGUAGUGCGUAAAGUCAACGGACACAGCCUAUUGAGUAAUGUCAACAUUGAAGAUGAGGAUGAAACUCUGUCAGCUGUUGCAAGGACUGAUUGUACCACCAUACAAAAACAGGUUGAUGGGAUGCCAGCAACUGCCACUGUGGGACCUAAACCUUCCACUGAGUCCAAACCUGCAACAGAUAGCUUUUACCUAGAACCACUGAUGCCUGCCGUGCUCAAAACAGCUAAAGAAAAGUCUGUAUGCCUAAACAAGGAGGAAGAGUGUGGUGAGGGGCCCCUAUCGUCAGGACGGGGCUCAUUACGACGAGGAGAUGGAUCUACAUCAGUCGUUCGUAGGAAAACGCCCAACAACUUAAACCAAACAUUUCCCCCUCCAUGUGAGGAGACGGAGGAGGAGCCUACACAAGGUCAGACAGGUUUCAGGCUCGCAUCCACAGACGGUACGGACCUCCUGUCCAGAGACCCAUCAGGUGUCUUCUACCUGCAUUCAGAUGCUGAAGAACCAAAGUCUGGUCAUGGUGUAGACGCUGAGCUGGACGACCUGGAGGAAGAGGAUUUGGAUGAAGCAGUUACCACUAAAGACCCUAGUUGGCCUAGGAAAGACCUCAAUGAGGCGAAUGAAGAAGAAGAAUCAGCCAAACUCCAAGAGGAUAUGAAUGUGAAAGAGCAUGAGGACAAAGACAUAAAUGGUGGCAGUGGUCGCUCCAGCCCUUGUCUCAGCACUCACUCCCAGGCCAGCAGCAUGGCAAGCGGCAGUGUGCGCAUGACCUCGUUCGCAGAGCGCAAAUACCAGCAGCAGCGCUUUGGCAGCAACCAUGACCUACGCUCCAGUGCCUCCAGCUCCCAGAGGACCACCCCAGAUGGAUCAGAGAGCAGUGGGCCGCUGGCAUCCUCCUGGAGGCUGAAAAGAGAUCAGAGCCCCUCCUCACCUUUGGGUGGAAGCAUCCGUGCAGGUGAUGUUAGUGGUGGUACUGUUCUGUCUUCCGAACUGGUCCAGCUGCGUAUGCAGUUGGAGGAGAAGCGGCGGGCCAUUGAGCACCAAAAGAAGAAGAUGGAGGUGCUCUCAGCAAGGCAGAGGCAGAAGCUUGGAAAGGCAGCUUUCCUGCACAUUGUAAAGAAAGGUGGAGGCAGGAGUGAAACGUUACCCAACCCACUUAAAGCUGACAUUCCUAAAGAUGAGAUCAAUGGAGAAAAGGGACCAAAAAGCAAAGAUGAUGUAUGUGUUGAUGCCUUGAGGGGGGGGAAAGAGGUGGCAGCAACCACCUUGCCUGGUGCCUUAGAAGCCGACAAGAAAGUAAACAGUGGAAGCUUCUAUUUAGAAGAAGAGUUGGACCUGAACGAGUGUAGCCACUCCAUUGACCUGCUGAACGACGCCAUCAGUAGCAUCCAGCAGCAGAUGAUGCAGCUGUCAGUGCAGCAAGAGAUGUUGAUGAAACAGAAUGUACAGUCCCCCCCUGCUGCAACGCCACCUCCUCCCACUGGUGAAAAAAAAUGUGACUCAAAGUCCAGUGCAAGUUUUCAUUAUGUGGAGCACCUCUCUGGCACUAACACUGCCCCUACCAGGAAGCCCCCCAAGCUGAGCUCAGGCCGCAGCUCCAGAUCCAAACCAUCAGAGCUGAAAAUAGCCAAGGAACAAGGCAGGCACACAUCCAGGACCCUCACCCCCACCCACAGUGGAUCAGAGUCAGUGCCACAUCCAAGGCAUUUAGCCGGGGGCAGGUCCCCCAGGACCGAGCAGCCUGACAGCCCAAAAAAUCUCACCUCAAGAGACACAGUCGAUAUGCACGGCUCCAGCCACAUUCGGAGCCCCACCUUCCGCCUUCAUGACGAGGCAAAUAUGCGUUUGCCAACUCGAGUGGACCUGACAGCAGUGGUUGUCCCAGAAGUGUCCUUCACUAAAUGCAUGUCCAGCACCAUGAGAGAGCCUGAGCUCAAUUCUUUAGAGCUCAGUUUAGAGAACAUCUCAUCAGAGGAGGUGCAGCGCAGCAAAACCCACCUGAUUGAGGUUGAUCUGUCUGAGCUGAAAGCUACCAAUGAUGAGGUUGCUGCGGACGCAACAACAGAAGCAGGUGAUGGGGAGCAGAAGUCAGUUCUGGGCUUCUUCUUCAAGGAUGAGCAGAAGGCUGAGGAUGAGCUUGCUAAGAAAAGAGCAGCAUUCUUGCUGAAACAGCAGAAGAAGGCUGAGGAGGCUCGUCUUCGUAAACAUCAACUGGAAGCCGAAUCUGAGCUAAAACGAGAUGAAGCUAGACGGAAGGCUGAGGAGGAUCGCCUUCGCAAAGAGGAAGAGAAGACACGUCGGGAGUUAAUAAAGCAGGAGUAUCUGCGGCGGAAGCAGCAGGAGAUGUUAGAGGAGCAGGGACUGGUGAAGCCUAAAACCCCAAAACCCAAACCCAAACAGAAACACAGACCAAAGACUGUGUUCAGAGAAGAAUCGUCCAGUGACAAUUUCUCCAAGUGCUCUUCAACACCUGAAAACUUGAGCACUGCCCAAUCAGGCUCCAGUCUAUCUCUGGCCUCCGCCGCAACCAACGAGGCCGACAGCGUCAACUCUGGAGGAGCUAGCUCCCAGCGCUGUGAUUCUGUGGAGUCAUUUCCCGGCAGUCGUACCAACAGUCGAACCGCUGAGAGGGACUGGGACAACGGCUCCACUGCAUCUUCCAUCACAUCCAUGGCAGAAUAUACAGGUCCCAAACUCUUUAAGGAGCCCAGCGCCAAGUCAAACAAGCCAAUCAUCCACAAUGCAAUCUCACACUGCUGCCUGGCUGGCAAGGUCAACGAGCCGCAGAAGAACCAGAUCCUAGAGGAGUUGGAGAAGUGCGAGUCCAACCACCUGAUGAUCCUGUUUCGUGAUGGCGGCUGUCAGUUCAGAGCCCUCUACUCGUACUUCCCCGACACCGAGGAGAUCCAGAAGCUGACGGGCACCGGACCCAAGAGCAUCAGCAAGAAGAUGAUUGACAAGCUGUACAAGUACAGCUCGGACCGAAAGCAGUUUACUGUUAUACCUGCCAAGACUGUGUCAGUGAGCGUGGAUGCUCUGACCAUCCACAACCACCUGUGGCAGCCCAAGAGAGGCACUGUGCCAAAGAAGAGUGUAAAAUAGCAGGAAGGACCUGGUAAACCCUGUGUCAGACAAAUCAUCGUUUACUCAUCUUGCUUGUGUCCCACAUUAACUGCUUCGAUGCUCAUCGCCACGUUUACCGCCACGCUCGCUCUGGAAAACCUACUCAGGAGAGGCCACGUCUGCGAACAUGUGGUGAUGUGUAGGUGAAAACGGACAACAAAGAAGGGAAGAGGUGUGUGAGUCUGUGUGUGUGUGUGUGUGUGAGAGAGAGAGAGUCUGUCUGACUGUGUGUCCGUCUGUCACAGGUGGUCUGAGGGUCUGGUGCUUGCAACAAAAAGGGGAAUGUGGACUGAAUGUGCUUCUUCUCUCUGUGAUCUCAGUGCGGUCUGUUCAGAUUUUGUCUGGUCUGGCUCUAUUUUCUACAACAACCACAACUCGAGCAUGUGGCAUUUUGAUUUCUUUCUCUCGGAUUCAUAAGUGGUGGAUGUAUCAUUUUUACAUAAAGUAUUUAUUAGUUCAGCACUGUCAUGAUGGAGAGCUCAGCUGCAGUAACACUAAAAUCCUUUCCUCUCUCCUGGACUUUGGAAGCUCCUCUCCUUUGGUCCGAUUUGGACAAAAGGAGGGGGAUUAGGGGGAUUUCCUGUCAUUUCUUUUGGAAUAUCUGAAAGGCAUGACAUCUGUAUGAGCUUUGUUGGACUGCUCUGUUGUCCCAACAAAAGAACUAUCGUAUCUUCCUGUCGUAUCUGGCAUUGCCAUUUUUUUGCCUCACUCCCCCCAAAAACAUACCCUGCUGCUCUGAACUGUCUUCUUGUUUUUGUGUCGGGGUGCUCGUCAGGUCGCCCUCUGACAUUUGUUGGCCUUUUAACGCAUCGUGGUACUAUCGUCUAUUUAUUCAACCGCUUUUUAAACUAUACGCUGAUCGUGUAGCUCUGGAUAUGUGUAUAGCAAAAAGAAACCAGUCAGUGAUGGUCAUUUUUUUUUAUUUGAACACUCCCUUGUCACGAGGGUGUGAGAAUCAUGGGCUUUGGUACAGAAAUUAUGCUUUUUCUGGUUUUAUUUUAGAUUUUAACAUUUUUCUUAAAACAUUAACGCUGUUUAGAGUUUGAGCUGAUGUUAUGUGUUUUCAUCAUAACGGGAAUUCUCUGAUGUUUAGGGCUUAGUUGUUUUUCUGUCUCUCACCACUGGGCACUCUUGAACUGUCCUGUAUAAAGGUGCACUCAUGAACACUUGCAGUCGAAGUCUUCUUUCAUGCAAACUCUUAACUCCUCCACUCGUCCGCACGUGUCGGUCUGUCCCAUCCUUAAUCCCCGGCAGGAAGAGUGUUGUGAAGAGUGUUUUUGGGCCACUACAGCCGCUGGGAAUGAAUGACCCAUUUGUUUCCCCGUGUGUGUGUGUGUGUGUGUGUGUGUGUGUGUGUGUUGGCGGCGGGACUGUGGUUCAGAUAUGUACUGACGUUAAAGAACAUUCCUCCAAGGUGUUGACAGACACUGCCACGUUGGCUCUAUCUUUUCUCUCUGUCAUUUAAACAUAAUCAAAGUGCUUUUAUUUUAUCAACCCUUUGUUGGGCUGGAGAACAACCACAAGUGUCGCACAAGCACUUUACUUUCUCUUUGUUGGGGGAAUUUCACCUUUUUAAAUGGGCAUAAAUCCUUAAUUAUUUAUUGAAGGGAUCGUUCCGGAUUUAUAAUGAUGUUUGGGGGGGGGGGAUUCUACAUAGUUGUCGUGUUGCGCACAUGUGACUGCACUCUGCGCUGCAUGUGGUGAGAAGCAGCCAAGUGUGGUCAAACAUGGCAACACCAGAGGACAAGAGGAAAAAAACAGAUGUCAGCCUUUUAGAAAAGUCUCACUUUAAAUGAAAAAAACUAAACAAUGUCACCUGAAGUGCAGAGCUGUGUGUUUAGCCAGCAGGUUCAUGUUGCUGGUCUUCUGCUGCUUCCAUCAUCAAGUUUUUCUUUGUUAGGAAAAAAACAGACGGAGGAUUCAAACCCUUAAGUCACAAAAUAACACAAUUGAACCAACUGAUGGAGGCAGCAGGAGGCCAGCAACUCCUGUGUGCCAUGAUUUAAAAUCACAAUGUGUUCAGUAGAUUUACAAAGCAACACAAAAGCUUGACUGUUUAAUGUCGAGAUUUGAGAUUGAAUAUAUUCUUGAGAUAAUGAAUACUAAAGCAGAUGUAGAUUGGGUUAGGUGAGCCUUUUGUUAAGUGGCUAACAUCUGUUUUGUUUUGUUUUUGAAUCCCAAACUAUCCCUUUAAUAUAUCUGCUGUAGUGCACUCAUAAAAGUGUGAAAACUAAACCAAACACUAGGAUGAAAUACUGACAUAAAGGGCCUCCACUGAUGUGAUACUACUGCUGUCUCUAAAAACAUCAGGAAACUUGAUUUCACACCUGCUGCAUUGUUUUUGGUGGGUGUGGCUGAGGGAGGUGCUACGUCUUUAGUACCAUGUGAGUGUAUUUUUAUGUUCACUAAAAGAUUGUAUUGGCAUUGGUCACCGUUUUUGUUACACUAGUGUAUUUUUUCAUCCUUGUUGAUUGUCUCUUUGAUCCCAUGCCAUCUAUUUAUUUUAAAAUGGAAGCACUGAAACUGAAUAAAUUUUCAAGUGAAUAAAAGUCACAUUUUUCAUUUUAA
Molecule: messenger RNA, 7735 nt
Organism: Solea solea (common sole)
Lineage: Eukaryota; Metazoa; Chordata; Actinopteri; Pleuronectiformes; Soleidae
Gene: camsap1b
Product: calmodulin regulated spectrin-associated protein 1b
Exons: 19
Coding region: 464-5146 (1560 amino acids)
Biological process (GO): negative regulation of microtubule depolymerization; cytoplasmic microtubule organization; neuron projection development
Cellular component (GO): microtubule minus-end
Molecular function (GO): spectrin binding; calmodulin binding; microtubule minus-end binding
Source: RefSeq, a predicted model, not a curated record